This is a messenger RNA of Caenorhabditis remanei, 753 nucleotides long. RefSeq lists its product as uncharacterized. Bases 1 to 753 code for a protein of 250 amino acids. NCBI's taxonomy places the organism in Eukaryota, Metazoa, Nematoda, Chromadorea, Rhabditida, Rhabditidae. The record is from RefSeq and is a predicted model, not a curated record. The transcript has 5 exons.
AUGGGCGGUCGUGUGUUCAAUGAGUUGUGCAGACUAAUCGCCAAGUUCAAUAGUUGCGUCCGUGACUACCGUAGUGCUUGUCCCCGACACGUGACAAUUUCUCUCAUCGAUUCUUCUUACGGCUACUUGUGUAACGAGGGAUACAACACAUUUAUGGAGUCUGCGGAAUGUCUUAUGGAGCUGGACAGGAAACCGAGUGUUAAGCGGUGCCACGAUGAGACAUUGAAGGAAAUUGAGUCUGCGAACACGGAAUCUGGAGUGUCGAUGCCGGCGAAGGUGGAUAGGAUGUGUGGCGCUCUCAACUUCUUCUCCGGAUGUGUCCGCUCCCCGAUCAAACAGGAUUGUGGGUUUUCCGCGUGGCAGGUGAUCUACCGUGUCCUCAAAGACACUACGAACACCCUGAUGCCAGCUUGUCAAUUUACUGGAACCUCCCAGAAACUGAUAUCUUUCCAAAAAGAGAAUAACAUCACGUCACCAUCCCCAUCUACAGUAACCCAGACUACAGUACCAUCAACACGAACUACAAAGACUACAGUAACCACCGAACUGCAAACGACAACUGCAAAAUUUGCAGUCCGGGAUAUUGAAGAUGAGGAGGAGGAAGAAAUCGAUAAAGAAUUCCAGGAGAAACUGAAUCAGAAGAAGAAAAUGAGGAAGAUCCAAUCAGCAGAGCUCACCGAUUUCUCGUGUAGAUCAAAUUUCGGAUUUGCAAUUCUUACUGUAGUUCUUACUGUAGCGCGAUUUUUAAUAUAA